Molecule: messenger RNA, 3084 nt
Organism: Girardinichthys multiradiatus
Lineage: Eukaryota; Metazoa; Chordata; Actinopteri; Cyprinodontiformes; Goodeidae
Product: heat shock factor protein 1-like
Exons: 10
Coding region: 331-1434 (367 amino acids)
Biological process (GO): regulation of DNA-templated transcription
Molecular function (GO): DNA-binding transcription factor activity; sequence-specific DNA binding
Source: RefSeq, a predicted model, not a curated record
AACGGUUAUUACGUCACGAGUGUGCGACAGACAGCCACCUAGCUACGCAGUUGUUUGUUUUAUCGGAUUUGUUGGAAUUUUCCACUACGGAGAUUGUUUACAAUAAAGUCGAGAAGUAAACUUUGGAAUAACGCAAAAUAUACUUGAACAAAACCGGAAUCAAGCUUUCUGAGAUAUAGUUGUCAACUCUCUAGUGUUAAGUGUCGCAGUUCGCCCGUUUUUGUUUCGGACUUUGAGGAGCGGAUGGGGUUAACUCUAAAGUAGCUGUUAGCAUUUUGUGCUCAGAUUACCUGCUGACGCCUUGAGCUGGUUUAGCAUUUCGUAGUUGAGAUGGAGUUACUUGGAGUUGGCGGAGGAACAGGUGGAGUAGUAGUGAGCGGCGGUAACGUUCCAGCUUUUCUUACUAAACUGUGGACCCUCGUGGAAGACCCGGAGACCGACCCUCUUAUCUGCUGGAGUCCGAGUGGAACCAGCUUCCAUGUGUUCGAUCAGGGACGGUUCUCCAAAGAGGUUCUGCCAAAGUUCUUUAAACACAACAACAUGGCUAGCUUCAUACGACAGCUCAACAUGUAUGGUUUCCGUAAGGUGGUGCACAUCGAGCAGGGUGGCUUGGUGAAACCAGAGAAAGAUGACACGGAGUUCCAACAUCCAUUUUUCGUCAGAGGGCAAGAGCAGCUGCUGGAGAACAUCAAACGGAAAGUCACCAAUGUGUCGUCAGUCCGUCAAGAAGAAAUGAAGAUCUCAUCAGAUGAAGUCAGCAAAAUCCUGAGCGACGUCCAGCUGAUGAAAGGAAAACAGGAAACAAUCGACUCCAGGAUCAUCGCCAUGAAACAUGAGAAUGAGGCUUUAUGGAGGGAGGUUGCCAGUCUGAGACAGAAACAUGCUCAGCAACAGAAAGUUGUCAACAAGCUGAUCCAGUUUCUGGUGUCUCUUGUCCACACCAACAGAAUCAUGGGAGUCAAGAGGAAGAUUCCUCUGAUGCUCAAUGAUUCUAGCUCCGCCCACUCUGUGCCGAAGUACAGCCGGCCUUUGACGCUGGAGCACAUUCAGAACGCAGCCGCCAAUCUCCUCCCUGCAGACUCACCGCUGAAUUCUGGACCGAUCAUCUCAGACAUCACAGAGGAAGCCCCGUCCUCCCCAGAAGAUGCAGGCACUGACUGGACUGACCUAGAAGAGAGCCAUUUGGCUUUUAUCAAAGAGGAGCCAUCCAGUCCUGAGGUGGAGGAGUGUCCUGUUCUUGAGGUCGAGCAGGAUUCACCCCCAGCAAAUGUAGACACCCCUCUCUCCCCCACCACCUUCAUCAACUCUAUCCUUCAGGAUGACAUGCAGCCCCCACAGGUCACCUCCUCCACCACCACCACAGCUACCAGCACCAACAACGCAGCAGCCACCCCUAUUGUUGUGAUGAGCCCUGCCUCUACUGGGCCAGUUUAGUCAGCUUCAACCAUCAAAUCACCGGCCCCUGUUGCCAGCUCAAACUCUGCCUCGGUCCCGAGCCCCGCCACACGUCAGCGGAAAUGUCAGACCAUCGCCCGUCUUGACAGGUUACUGUGAAAAUCAGUGGGACAGCAGGAAGAGCUGUUGGCCUCUUGCUUCUGUUAGUUUCUGCUAGGGAGCUGCCGGUUGAUAACCUUUGGAUUACCUAAUACCAUUCUCCUGAUAAACCCACCAGUAGCCUUAACACAGGAACUUUAUCUGCUUAAACAGCUGCCAACAGUAGCUUUUUUCUGCCAACCAACAACUGCAGCAGAAACAUCUCAACAACUACCUUCCCAAAUAUACAGGUCCUUCUCAAAAAAUUAGCAUAUUUUUUUUUUGUGCAGAAGCAAAGAAGAAAUAAUAUGUACACAAUACGUAUCAAAAAGAUAAACGGCAAAUUUAAGUCCAGGUAUAAUUACUUUGUUUUUUCGGAUUGUGGGGCUACCUUGCUAUGACGAUCUCACCCACAUUUAGAUGGUACUCAAUAGUUUUUUGAUUUUUUUUUUCUCCAUGUCCUGUCUGGCAGAGUAUUGUUGUCAGAGUCCCAAGAAGAAGCCCAACAGAUUUACUUUCACAAGUGGAGCAUUACGGUUAUCGCUAUAAUGUUCUGCUUGAUUUAAAAAUCUGCUUUGGGAUUAUCUCAAAUGCAAUAGACUCUGAGACGGAAACAGGCAGAGAAGGAGAUACGAAUAAAGAAAGAAGGAUAAAGGGAAUACUAAAUAACACCCUAGAAGACUGCUUGUACACCUGCAGAAACAGAUAUAUAACAACAGUGUUACUGAAAAUACAUGGUACUAAUAAAUGCAAAAUGUAUUUACUGGCAUAUGCAUCUCAAAAUAGAGUAUUUCUCUAUGUGUGAGUGUGCUUGUGUCUAUAAGGUUUCUCCAUAAGAAUAUUAAAUAGUGGGUUUGAGGAGCCACAGACCUGGCCCCAGGACCUGAGACACAAAGGAGAUUGGAGCCAUAAACAUCCAAAGGCCCCCCAGAGCACAGGAACACUGGGAGGACCACUGCCGGGACACCUGCACCUUCCCCCAGAGGAGAGCCACAGUGCCUGGAACUGCACCAACAAGCCCACGGGCCCUGUCGCAGCCGGCUACGCUGGAGCAAAUCCAGCCAUGGACCCAGAGACCCGAGGGCGCACCAGCCCCUAGCAGAGGCCCGACAGAGCCAGAGGGUCCAGGGCCCGCCAAGCAGCCAUCAGGUGUAAGGUUGCACACACCAAAGCACCCAGCCCCGGAUACAGAGAACCACCAACACACCGGCGGGCAGACACAGCAGCCACCGGCAGGGGCCUUAGAAUGAUCCAGGACGGGGUGCAAAUGCGUACACAUAAAAACACUCACACCCACACCCCUAACAUAAAGACACAACAAUUCACACUCCCCAUACACUCUGUAUCCCCAGGUUCAGGUACCAAUACCCCAGAAGGACAACCAGCCUCUGGACCCAGGAGGUCGUCCCCUUGGUAGCCACGACAGCUACCGAGCUACCAGUCCAGACUAUGCCCGGAUGAUCACGGCCCCCAAUGACCCCUGCUCCUAUCCAGAAAGGGGUCCUCGAACAAAGUAGGAGUGGGCCACCCCAUCCAAACGAGCCCGCCAAC